ACAAGAUCGAAAAGCUUAACGGAGCGCCCAUGGCGAAAUCACAAGCAGGUCAGACUGUCGAGCCGGAGGCGUCCAAGCUGUGGAUCCACUGCAACAGCUGCUGCGCCCUGUUCUGCGAUAAGAAGCACACCUUCUUCCUGCUCGCCUGCCAUCACGUGUUCUGCGAGCGGUGCGUCAAGGUCUCCGCCGGCCGCACGCCCAGCGACGCGCCCAUAUUCGAAUGCUCCACCUGUCGGCGGAGCGUGCGCGGCCGCCAGUUGACCAACUCGAUGCCCAACCACUUCAAGCAGCUCUUCCAUCCGGAGCCCUUCACCAUCGGCAACGACUUUGUGGAGACGUUCCAGCGCGGCAAUCAUCGGCACUUCGACAAGUACAAGGAGAGGAAGGAACUGGAGAUGGAUAAGCUGUUCAAGGACAUCGAGGUGGCCAAGUCCGUGUGCCAGAAACGCUUCCUGGAGGCGCAGAUGCUGCGCGUGGAGCGCAAGAAGCUGAUGCAGAGGUCGCGCUACAUUAAGGCGGAAGUCGCCAAUCGGAAGGCGGAAAUGCAUCGGAUGGCCCAGGCCUACCGAAGCCGCUCGCUGACUUCGCAAUCCUCGUCAUCCGCCCAACGCUCGGCGCGCGGACGUCCUCGUGGCCGUGGAACAGCCACACAGUCCUCCAGUCGACGCCGAUCAACGGAAUCAGCAAAGCGGCAGCAAAUCACCAGCUUCAUACACCCGCCGAACAACUCGUUCGAUCUGUGAGCUAGUGCUGAUAGGUAAAGCUCUGUUUUACAACCGAGUAUAUAUUUUUUGUAAAUAAUCAGCUUAAAACAAUAAAAUGGUGUC
Molecule: messenger RNA, 827 nt
Organism: Drosophila melanogaster (fruit fly)
Lineage: Eukaryota; Metazoa; Arthropoda; Insecta; Diptera; Drosophilidae
Gene: vilya
Product: vilya
Exons: 2
Coding region: 30-743 (237 amino acids)
Biological process (GO): reciprocal meiotic recombination
Cellular component (GO): chromosome; synaptonemal complex
Molecular function (GO): SUMO transferase activity
Source: RefSeq, marked reviewed